Messenger RNA from Zonotrichia albicollis (white-throated sparrow), 2859 nucleotides. RefSeq names its product Myb/SANT DNA binding domain containing 2 (gene MSANTD2). Lineage: Eukaryota; Metazoa; Chordata; Aves; Passeriformes; Passerellidae. The record is from RefSeq and is a predicted model, not a curated record.
GCUGCUUAGCCACAGGCCCUUUGCUGUUUGGAAAUCCCUAUAUUUGAGAUGAUUUCCCUCAAAUUUGAGGUUAUCUGCUUGCAGAAGCAGAGGUGACACAGCCAGGUGAGAAUCUGGGCAGUACCCCCAAAAGUAUCAAUCAUGAGCAGUCACACUGUUGCUCAUUUAUUUUCAUCCCCUUUCCUGUGUUGCUCCCUUUAGUUUUUCUACUUGUCUGCAUUGCCUUGCUGCUAAAUUAUUUUGAUAGUAAAAUAAGCCAGAUUGCAGCCUGACUGAAAUAAUUAAUUACUAUCAGGCUACAACCUAGUGUGGGAUCCUCCUUAACCCCAUUGGUGGGGAGAGAUGUUUGAAGCACAUGCUGAAAAUAGGGUGUGAGAAUAGAGUGGCUGAGGGUGUGGGGCAUCCCCAGAGGCCUUGGCCAAGCGUAGGGAUGCUUUGGAAACAUUUCCUUUCACUUGAAGGCUGCUAAUAAAUUCAGCUGGAGGCUCUAAAUCCAUGUUUAACUCCUAUGGAUAAGCUGGCACAGGUACAAGAACUGGGGCCUGGGAAAUAUAUUUUUAAAAAAUCUAACUUGGGUGGAUUUUAGAGUUAUGGGAGUGAAAUGACUUUGCCCUUAUUGGUCAGUGGGAUUUGAGCUGAACAGAGAGAAAUUGGAGUGAGAAAGGUGAAUUCUAACAAUCAAAUGUAUCUAUACCCCAGCCUGAGGGAUCCCUCCUUGCACCAGCAGAUACCAGCAGGUUUCUGGGCUGGGUUUUGGUGCUAGAUUGCACAGCAGGUUGUUUUCCACCCUGCUCACAGACAGAAAUUCAAAUGUGCUGGUGUCCAUCCAAAGAGGAUCUAUCUGUUUAUCCUGAGGUAGUUAUGGCAAAAGUGGGAAGGGUUCCACCUUAAACCGUGGAAUAACUCAUGCCUGUUGUUGCCUGUGUGUUUAUAUGGGUUAUUUUUUUAUUUUGUCUUGUUUUCGUGUGUUUUUGUUUAAAACAGCAGGGUAAUACUGACUUGCUGCUUAGCGGUUUUGCUUCUGCCCCCAGGGCUCUGAAUCUCAGGAGGAAACUGGUUAGAAAUGUAUCCCUUUGCUGCUGAUGCUGUUAAACCAGUGUGUGAGGAGCAUUAGCAGCUUCACAAGAGACAGAGUGAGUUAGUAAGGAAUGCAAAACUAUACCCUCCGCAGGUGCUACAGCCGCGUCAAGGAGCACGGCGUGGGCAAGAGGAAAAGCAGCUACACCUUUGAGCAGCUGGAGCAGGUGUUUGGGCAGGGAGGAUGGGACUCCCAGCCCUGCCAGCCCGUCCUCAUCAACAGCAGUGGUCUGUACCAGGAGCUGGAGUCAGAUGGCAGCACCAUGGAGGAAUACUCUCAGGAGGACUGGGGAAACCACAGCCAGGAUCUUCACUGCUACCAGACCGGCGAGCAGGAGCUGGAUGAAAUGCCUACCACGAAAAGAACAUUAAAGAUAAAACAGGAAUCUUCAGAAGACACGCAGAAGCGUGACGUCAUGCAGAACAUUAUGCAAAUCUUGGAGUCGGUCCAGUUGAAGUGGGAGCUGUUUCAGAGCUGGACGGACUUCUCCAGGCUCCACCUUUCCAACAAACUGGCCAUUUUUGGCAUUGGCUACAACACCCGCUGGAAGGAGGAUAUCCGUUACCACUACGCCGAGAUCAGCUCCCAGGUGCCCCUGGGCAAGCGGCUCCGGGAAUAUUUCAACUCGGAGAAACCCGAGGGUCGGGUGAUCAUGACCCGAGUACAGAAAAUGAACUGGAAAAAUGUUUAUUACAAAUUCCUGGAGAUCACCAUCAGCGAAGCCCGAUGCUUGGAGCUGCACAUGGAGAUCGACUGGAUUCCCAUCGCUCACUCCAAGCCCACUGGAGGGAACGUGGUGCAGUAUUUAUUACCAGGAGGGAUCCCAAAAAGCCCCGGCCUGUACGCCAUUGGAUAUGAGGAGUGCCACGAGAAGCUCCCCUCCCCUCUGGCCGAGCACCGGGCGCCCGACGCCGGCAAUGAGACUCCAGGGGAGCUGGAGGUGCCCUCCCCACAGGCCUCCCUCCGGGUGGAUAUGGAAUCCGCCCGGAUUAUCUACUGUUACCUCGGCAUCGCCGAGGUCCGGACUCUCCAGCAGUGCCUGUUUUUACACUUCCAGGCAAACACCAAAACCUUCAGCAAAGAUUGGGUCGGGAUCAACGCCUUUUUAUCUCAGAACUGCGUCGUAGAGCCCGGCGUCUCACCCAAAUCCAUCUACAUCAAAUUUGUGGAAGUGGAGAGGGAUUUUCUGUCUGCCGGCUCUUUGGUAGAGUGCCUGGAAAAAGCCAUCGGGUACCCCUUAAAAUUUAACAACUGAGUCUCGUCCUUCAUAAGGAUCAGGGCUUAGCGCCCCGUUUUCCAUCUCACUGGGAUCCCCCGGGGCACGGGGACGUUUCGGCCUCCCCUGUGCGGGGCUGGCAGCGCCCGGCCCGGGGGCGGCCUCGGUACAUUCCACACACGGGACAGUGCACACGGCGCCUCCACACCGCCCCCGAGGGCCUGGGCUUCCCUCUAUCCCACGGUGUCUCAUUUGGAUGCAUCCGUCUCGAAGUGUUCCUCUGGAUCUGACUCAAUAAGCAAUAGAUAACGGCGAGGGAAAACCCAACUCCCAGCCCGGGACUGUUUUUCAAAGUCACCCUUAGAUACCUUGUAUAUAAUUUAGGACUUCACUUUUUUCACCAUCGAGUGUUCUCCUCUCUCCAAACAGUGUUGCCUGCAAAGACUUUGGGUUCUGUGACGUAUUCCACAUCCUUAGUAGCGUUGCCAUAUCUGCUUUUAUUUUAUUUUAUUUUAUUUUUAUAACAUUAAAAUAAUUCCUGGCUUUUUUAUUUUUUCUUUAUUUU